CCCUGAUGAUUUCCUGCCCUCACCCGGCGCUCACCACAGCUUCCUGCCACAGGCAGGCAGGCACUGAGGAGAGGCAGGCGCAGAGUCCAGGGGCAGGUAGGGCUGGGGCACAGGGUCUGUGUAGGGGUGGCUGGCGCCAGACUCCAGGUCAGGGCCUGACCGCCCUGGGUUCAAGGGUCUUCCAGAGCCUGCGCUGACGCCCGCUGAGGGGAGGAGACCCAGGGAGCCCCCGAGGAGGGCGCAGCUGCCCCCCACCAGGCUCCCAGCCUCGUGCCCGCUCAGCCCCUGUACCCUUUGUGGCCUGGCCCUUGCCCCGCUGCUGCUCUGUCCCCAAGGGGUGUGCGGCGAGCAGCUAGGCCCGGUCCACGCUCUCCCCUGCAGAUGGAGGCAGGCAGCCUGGUCCUCUUUGUGCUGGGCCUCCUGCUGCUGCCUCUCUUGGCUGUGCUGCUGAUGGCAUUGUGUGUGCGUUGCCGAGAGCUGCCAGGUGAGUGGGUACUGGUGGGGUGUCCAGGUACUCAGACACACCGACAGGGAUCCUCACCCCACGCCCCAACUCCUUUGUCCCUCUUUAACUUUCGAGUCGCUGAGAGCCCCAUACUCCAUCACCCUCUGCCCUCGUCACCCCCUUUUCCUGCCUCACGGGCCCUCUCUUCCCCAGGCUCAUAUAACACUGCUGCCUCCGAUGGUUUGACCCCAAGUAGCAUCGUGAUCAAACCGCCUCCCACAGCCGCCUCCUGGCCACCAGCCACUUCCUACCCGCCUGUGACCUACCUGCUCCAGAGCCAGCCAGACCUGCUCCGCAUCCCGAGAUCCCCACAGGCCCCCGGAGGCUCCCCCCGCAUGCCGUCUUCCCAGCAGGACUCAGAUGGUGCCAACAGUGUGGCCAGCUAUGAGAACGAGGGUGCGUCAGGGGCCCCGGCGGCCCUGGUUGGGAGGAGGCUGGGGCCUGUCCUGGGCUCCGCUGACCCUGUGUCGUUACCCACCCCAGAGGCAGUCUGUGAGGAUGCGGACGAAGAUGAGGAUGAGGAAGACUAUCCCGAGGGCUACUUGGUCGUGCUUCCUGACAACGUCCCGGCCACUGGCGCCGCCGUCCCACCAGCUCCUGCGUCCAGCAACCCUGGCCUCCGAGAUAGCGCCUUCUCCAUGGAGUCGGGGGAAGAUUACGUGAAUGUCCCUGAGAGUGAGGAGAGCGCGGAUGCGUCUCUGGAUGGGAGCCGGGAGUACGUGAACGUGUCCCAGGAGCUGCCGCCCGUGGCGAGGACCGAGCCUGGUGUGUGUCGGGGGAGCCGGCCGGAGUUCCCAGGAGGUGGAGGGUGAGGAAGCUCCAGAUUACGAGAAUCUGCAGAUCCACUGAAGGCCCGGUGAGAGGCCCGCCCGGCCCGGCCCUGCCCGGCCCUGCCCCGGGCCUGCGGGCCCUCCCCGCCCUCUCCUCUCUGAGUCUGGGGCCCCUGUGGCCGCCCCCGACCUCCUGACCCUGUGCCCCUCCCUCUGUCCCUGGCCCGCUGUGUUUCAGUGGGAGGCCGCGUGGGGUCUGGAGCCAGCCUUGCCUGGGAGUGCUGAGCUGAGCAGCCGGCAGCGGCUCUGUGGGCCCCCACUCGGCAUCCCGCCCCGCCUCCAGCCUGACGACAGCCUGAGAACUUUCCCCCUAACUUAUUGUCACUUCGGGGUCCCGUCCGUGUGGCCCCAGUACCCUGCACCUUCUGAUGCAGCCUGAGAACAAGCCACCCUGGCCCCAGCCCUGCUCUGUAACAGAAUAAAGGCUGCUGUGGUCUGUAGUGCUCUUAGCUUUGGGGGGCCCAGUGGGUCGGAGUCAGGGUGAGGGUGGGCUGUGUCCGAGGUCCUGAGUGUGUGUGUGUGUGCGCGCGCGCGUGUGUGUGUGUGUGUGUAUGUGUGUGUUUGUGGGUCUCCAUCCUUGCAGACCCUCUGUGCUCCCGAGGGUCCUGACCAGGUAUGUGUGACUGAACGAAGCCUGGGACACGUCACCUUCUGAGUGAGGCAGUUCUGAGCCCAGCUGGCACUCCUGGGGCUCAGGUGCAUCUCCUCAUGAGUUAGUCCUUGGAAGUGGCAGACGAUGGCCGAGGUGAUGGGAGAACAGGGCGUGGGGAAGCGCUGGGUGGGCGUCUAGAGCAAUACCCUUCCCCACCGGCCCCUGGUUUCUCCAUCUUUAAAACAAGGGGGUGGACUUGAUGACCUCAAAGGGCUUGCUUUUUUAAAAAAAAUUAAUUAGUUUUUGGCUGCAUUGAGUCUUUGUUGCUGCGCACGGGCUUUCUCUAGUUGCAGAGAGCAGGGGUUACUCAUUGCGGUGGCUUCUCAUUGCGGAGCAUCGGCUCUAGAGCGCAGGCUCAGUAGUUGUGGCGCACAGGCCCGGUUGCUCCGUGGCAUGUGAGAUCCUCCCAGACCAGGGCUUGAACUUGUGUCCCCUGCAUUGGCAGGCAGAUUUUUAACCACAGUGCCACCAGGGAAGUCUCUCAAAUGGCUUUCUUAAUUCUUACUUUUUGUGGUUCUUAAUAAAACAGAACUUUAAAAAUUGUCUAAGCAACUGAAAAAGUUAACGGGCAGCACAGUCCUCUUCAGACUUGACUUAGAGAUGACUUAC
Molecule: messenger RNA, 2596 nt
Organism: Globicephala melas (long-finned pilot whale)
Lineage: Eukaryota; Metazoa; Chordata; Mammalia; Artiodactyla; Delphinidae
Gene: LAT
Product: linker for activation of T cells
Biological process (GO): intracellular signal transduction; regulation of T cell activation; immune response
Cellular component (GO): immunological synapse; membrane
Molecular function (GO): protein kinase binding
Source: RefSeq, a predicted model, not a curated record